AUGAGUUCUGAAAAGGACGUCGACGUGCACCCUGUUGAAGACGUUGCGGCGGAUCCUGUCCGCGACGUGACCAUGAACAAGGAGGCCAAUAAUGUGAACAGCCGCAUCAUUGACGGCGCCCGCGCCGCUGCCGAAAAGGAGCGCAACAUGACCCUCAUACAGGGCUUGCGUCUCUACCCCAAGGCUAUUGCCUGGAGCGUGCUCAUCUCGACCUGCAUCGUCAUGGAAGGAUAUGACAUUACUCUGGUCAACAACUUUUACGCUUUCCCUCAAUUCAACAGAAAGUAUGGUGAGCUCGACCCCGUCAAGGGCACAUACGAAGUUCCGGCACGCUGGCAAGCUGGCCUGAGCAAUGGUGCCCAAGUUGGAGAAAUCAUCGGCCUCUUCAUCAAUGGUUUCGUCUCGGAGCGCUUCGGCUACCGCUGGACCGUCAUGGGCUGUCUUGCCCUUGUUGCCGCCUUUACCACAAUUUUUUUCACCGCGCAAAACGUGCAAAUGCUGCUCGUUGCCGAAAUCCUCUGCGGUAUCCCCUGGGGCAUCUUCCAGACCCUGACCAUUACAUACGCCUCCGAGGUCUGUCCCGUUGCUCUACGCGGCUACCUCACCACCUACGUAAACUUUUGCUGGGGCCUCGGCCAGGAAAUCGGUAUCGGCGUCAUCUUUUCGAUGCUGAAGCGCGAGGAUGAAUGGGCGUACCGCAUUCCCUACGGCUUACAGUGGAUGUGGCCGCUGCCACUCAUCAUUGGCAUAUAUUUUGCGCCCGAGUCGCCUUGGUGGCUUGUUCGUCGCGGCAAGAUGGAGGAGGCGAAGCGCUCGCUUUUGCGACUCACAACCAAGAAUGAUGAGACCGAAUUCGACGCCGACGAGACAAUCUCCAUGAUGGUGCACACGACUGCGUUGGAAGAGAAGAUGACAGCUGGCGCAUCGUACUGGGACUGUUUCAAAGGAGUCGACCUUCGCCGCACGGAGAUUGUCUGCAUGGUCUGGGCCAUUCAAAAUUUGAGCGGCAACUCCUUCUCCAACUAUUCGACCUACUUUUUGAAGCAGGCGGGCUUGUCAGACCAUGAUUCGUACUCGUUUGCCCUGGGCCAGUAUGCCAUUAACAUGGUUGGCGUUUUUGGUGCCUGGGGCCUGAUGACGAUGGGCAUUGGCCGCCGUUCGCUAUAUCUGUACGGUCUUUGCGGCCUGUGCAGCAUGCUUUUCGUCCUUGGCUUCCUCGGACUCGUGCCUGAGGAGCACCGCAGCCAGGGUGCGCUCGCCACUGGCGCUGUCAUGGUCGUUUGGGCGCUCUUCUACCAGCUCACAGUCGGUACCGUGUGCUACUCGUUGGUGGGCGAACUGUCUUCGCGUCGCCUUCAGAUCAAGACUGUCGUUCUCGGCCGAAACUUAUACAACAUUGUUGCCAUCAUCAACAAUGUCAUUACGCCCUAUAUGCUCAACCCGACAGCAUGGAACUGGAAAAAUUAUGCCGGCUUCUUCUGGGGCGGCAUCUGCUUCCUGUGCAUAAUCUACGUUUAUUUCCGGUUGCCGGAGCCGCGCGGCCGCACCUUUGCCGAGCUUGACGUGCUAUUCGAGAAGCGCAUCAGCGCACGCAAAUUUGCAUCGACUGAGGUCGAUGUAUUCCACGAGAAUGUCCAGCAGGACGUGAUGAAUGCGUAUGACGAAGUGGAUCGUGCUAAAGGACAAUUUGUCUAA
Akanthomyces muscarius is the source of this 1695-nucleotide messenger RNA. RefSeq lists its product as uncharacterized. Gene Ontology annotation, cellular component: membrane. Gene Ontology annotation, biological process: transmembrane transport; carbohydrate transport. The record is from RefSeq and is a predicted model, not a curated record. The transcript has 4 exons. Bases 1 to 1695 code for a protein of 564 amino acids. Gene Ontology annotation, molecular function: carbohydrate:proton symporter activity. NCBI's taxonomy places the organism in Eukaryota, Fungi, Ascomycota, Sordariomycetes, Hypocreales, Cordycipitaceae.